AUGGGAAAUGUCCUCCUCGGUGCUGGAGAGGAAGGCCUCAAGCUACUGCCCAUUGCCAUUGGUGUGUCUUUCAUUGUGUACGUCCUCGUGCGGGCAAUUUUUGGUGGCUGCCGUCCGUUUUUACAUCAACUCUCAUCCGAGUGCGGGGAAUUGAUGGGUUAUCCUCCGCUGCCACCGCUUGAGCCACCUGAGGCACGGGAGCCGUUUUCCACCGAGUCGCCUUCCUUGGUGCAGGUAUUGCUAGAUCGCUUGCCGCAGCGCUCCGCGCCGCUAAGCAUGCUGCUGGGACUUCAGCCGGCGAGCCACAUCCCGGCACCGUCGACUGCGGAGCCGGCAGCAGCUGCCGGAGUACCGACUUGCCCUGUGUGCAUGCUGAAUUGGCCGAAUGCAGCUUUGGAUUGCGGGCAUCGAGUCUGCGCGGCAUGUCUGCCCGAAAUUCAGAGAAGAUCCAACUGCUGUCCCGUGUGUCGGGACCCCAUUCGGCAGGUCAUGCGGCUGUACAACUGA
Messenger RNA from Symbiodinium pilosum, 507 nucleotides. The record is from the annotation of a GenBank genome assembly. Lineage: Eukaryota; Dinophyceae; Suessiales; Symbiodiniaceae.